GGCCCCGCCUCUCGGGUCUUGAGACUAAUCGGAUUGAGAGCGCGCCGGCCCGGGCCGCGAACUCGCCAAUUGCCGAGGGCGUCGGCCACCGCCCAAUCCGGAGCAGACAGGUGCGAGGUCCGGAAGGCGGAGACCAAUCAGCAGCGAUUGCGGCAUGCUGGGGCCGGUCUCGGCCAAUGAGGAGGCCCGAGUGACACCUCCGUGAGCCAAUCGGGAGUGAGGGAGCGUUCGUGGCCGCCCGCCCUUCCGGCCUGAGCUGUAUUUACCAGGGGCGUGCAGCCGGUUUACCAAUCAGAGUGCGGCUGAGCGGCCAGGCAGCCAACCCCGGAGGAGCGGCCGGCCGGCGUCCGCCGCACCCAGGAGUUGGGGAUGUCCUACAAACCCAUCGCCCCCGCCCCCAGCAGCACCCCCGGCUCCAGCACCCCUGGGCCCGGCACCCCGGUUCCUACAGCUGGGAGUGUCCCAUCGCCGUCGGGCUCGGUGCCGGGAGCCGCUGCCCCUUUCAGACCACUGUUUAACGACUUUGGACCGCCUUCCAUGGGCUAUGUGCAGGCAAUGAAGCCACCUGGCGCCCAGGGCUCCCAGAGCACCUACACAGACCUGCUGUCGGUCAUAGAGGAGAUGGGCAAAGAGAUCCGGCCCACCUAUGCUGGCAGCAAGAGCGCCAUGGAGCGCCUGAAGAGAGGCAUCAUCCAUGCCCGGGCCCUAGUCAGAGAGUGCCUGGCAGAGACAGAGCGGAACGCCCGCACGUAACAGGACGCACCUCCACCUCGGCAUCUGGACCUUUCCCGGCCACUGCAGAGCGCCUCCUUCUCCCUGGCCUUCACCCCGAGAUGCACUUCCCAUCCUGGGCUUCCUGUCCUGUGUCCCUUGGUGGGCGUCCUCCAGGAACCAGGGGGCAGCUCUCACUCCAGUUGGCAGCACUAAGUGGGACCCCCACAAGAGUUAGCAGCGAGGUCACCGUGAGUUUCACCCAUGACCUGCCAACAGUGUUGAUCCCACUGGAGCCUUCUCCCUUCUGGGGCCCCCAUCACUCAGCACUUGCCCAGGACUCCCCACUUCUCCUAGACCCCUUCUCUCCCAGCAGGGCCUCGAAAGGCCUGUCACCUCCCUGCCUUGUCUCCUGGGCCAUAGUGAUUCUUUUCUCAGUGUGUCUUUUGCUAAAUAUCCCCUUUUUGUAUAAAUAAAAGAUAAUUUGGAGUUGU
This is a messenger RNA of Diceros bicornis minor, 1205 nucleotides long. It is a transcript of the gene CDK2AP2, whose product is annotated as cyclin dependent kinase 2 associated protein 2. Gene Ontology annotation, cellular component: nucleus; microtubule; cytoplasm. Bases 370 to 753 code for a protein of 127 amino acids. Gene Ontology annotation, biological process: negative regulation of G1/S transition of mitotic cell cycle; regulation of microtubule cytoskeleton organization. The record is from RefSeq and is a predicted model, not a curated record. The transcript has 4 exons. NCBI's taxonomy places the organism in Eukaryota, Metazoa, Chordata, Mammalia, Perissodactyla, Rhinocerotidae.